Messenger RNA from Panicum hallii, 795 nucleotides. RefSeq lists its product as uncharacterized. Bases 322 to 795 code for a protein of 157 amino acids. NCBI's taxonomy places the organism in Eukaryota, Viridiplantae, Streptophyta, Magnoliopsida, Poales, Poaceae. The transcript is spliced from 3 exons. The record is from RefSeq and is a predicted model, not a curated record.
CACUCUUACACCCUAGAAUCUGACCAGCGGGCUCUACCGAUCAGAGGAGGCCUGGCCGGCCAAAACCGAGCCAUGGCCGGCGGCGGGACGGGGUGGCCCAUGGCCCGUGUGCCUAGGGGAGGCCGCGGCACAGGGCCUCGCGGGGGCAGCCGUAACGAGCGCGACGGCGGCGGCUCGGCCGGCACUGGCGGUGCGAGGAGCAGUCAGGGAACAGGCUGGGGAGGAUGAGAACUCACCGGUGGUCCCAUUGUUCGGGUUGAGUGGUGAGAAGGACCGGUGGAGCGGGUCGACGUGCGGGGCGCGCGGAGCUCGACCGGCGUCAUGGGCGGCCGGGUGGUGGCGGGGCCGAUUUCGGCCGAGGAAGGCUCAGUCGGCGGCAGGACGGGGCUGCCGUGGCCAGCGCGCCCAGGGGAGGCCGCAACCCAGGGCCUUGCGGGGGCGGCCCGCGACAAGCGCGCGACGGCGGUGGCGCGGCCCUGUUCCGGCGCCGACGGCGCGAGGGGCGGUGAGGGAACGGAUCGGGAGGAGCGGAUCGACGGCCAGAGAUGGCCGGAGCGGCGGCGGCAGUUCGGCUCGGUCCAGCCCGAGCAAGAAGAAAGCUUAGGGGGAGCUCUGGAAAAGGUAUGCGUUUUAUUUUUUCUUGAGAGUAAAAGAGAAGACAUCGAUAGCCGGCACAGCCUCACAGGCCCAUCCGUCCAUAUGGACCAAGAUAUCUGGUUGUUUAUUGAGAGAGCCCAAAUCCGUUCUGCCAUAAAUGGGCCAAGCUCGUCCUACAACAUAGGCCCAGCAUCAUAA